Messenger RNA from Malania oleifera, 1675 nucleotides. RefSeq names its product ankyrin repeat domain-containing protein 2A-like. The record is from RefSeq and is a predicted model, not a curated record. Lineage: Eukaryota; Viridiplantae; Streptophyta; Magnoliopsida; Santalales; Ximeniaceae. Gene Ontology annotation, molecular function: chloroplast targeting sequence receptor activity; protein binding. Gene Ontology annotation, biological process: protein targeting to chloroplast. Gene Ontology annotation, cellular component: chloroplast outer membrane. The coding region runs from base 305 to 1441 and encodes 378 amino acids. The transcript has 11 exons.
CGAGAGCGAGGAGCACCCAACAGAUCCCUUGAAGUCCAAUUCAUCGUUCUGUGGCAUUCAGCAGCCCAUCUGAGGUAGGGCUUUUUCCUUUUACAAUCUAUCUCUGUUAUCCUCCUCUCUCCUUCCCAACCCUGCUUCUCGCUUCAAAAACUCGCUGCUGGUGAGCAUCUUUUCCUGCUCAGUACUCUCUCUCUCUCUCUCGUGAUUUCAUUUCGAACAAGGAUUCGUGUGGGCAUACGUCUUAGCUGCUGCUUCUUGUGUGGUGGUUUUUACCUUACAAGCUUUCAGUCUUCUCUGUGAUCUCAUGGCUUCGACGGCAGAGAAGGAUAUUUUGGCAGAUGAUAGAACAGGUCAGACAGAGAAGAAAAAUUCCAAGGCUGAAGCAUCAUCUGUGGAGUCACAUUCAGAACAAAGGGCUGCCCCUGUUUCGGGUGAUAAAACAGGUCCAGCAGAGAAAAAAAAUUCCAAGUCAGAAGCAUCUGUGGAAUCACACUCUGGACAGAGUGGGGGGCCUGCUUUGGGAGCUGAGAUUCCUGCCAAUCCUUUUGACUUUUCAGCUUUGACUGGCCUACUGAAUGAUCCAAGCAUCAAGGACUUGGCUGAACAGAUUGCAAGAGAUCCUGCAUUUAACCAGAUGGCCGAGCAGCUACAACAAACUUUUCAUGGUGCACCUGCUGAAGAAAGUAUACCUCAGUUUGAUUCACAACAGUACUAUUCUACCAUGCAACAAGUUAUGCAAAAUCCUCAAUUUAUGACCAUGGCUGAGCGCCUUGGUCAGGCCUUAAUGCAGGACCCAUCAAUGUCCAACAUGUUUGAAAAUUUCACUAAUCCAUCAAACAAAGACCAGCUCGAGGAACGAAUGGCACGUAUCAAAGAUGAUCCAUCCUUGAAGCCUAUCUUAGAUGAGAUUGAGACUGGAGGACCAGCUGCAAUGAUGAGGUACUGGAAUGAUAGAGAGGUUCUGCAAAAACUGGGUCAAGCCAUGGGUCUUGCAUCCUCAGGAGAAGUAGCCACUUCUGCUGAAAAUUCAGGGGCAGAUGAAGUGGAUGAGAUAGGAAAUGAGGAUGAGUCAGUUGUUCAUAAUACUGCCAGUGUUGGUGAUGUGGAGGGCUUGAAGAAUGCGCUAGCUUCUGGUGCUGACAAAAAUGACGAAGACUCAGAAGGAAGGACAGCAUUGCACUUUGCAUGUGGAUAUGGUGAGGUAAAGUGUGCUCAGGUCCUCCUUGAGGCAGGAGCAACUGUGGAUGCAUUGGAUAAGAACAAAAACACCGCCCUUCAUUAUGCAGCUGGUUAUGGCCGGAAGGAGUGUGUUGCGCUUCUGCUGGAAAAUGGUGCUGCUGUUACUCUUCAGAACUUGGAUGGCAAGACCCCAAUUGAUGUUGCUAAGCUGAAUAACCAGCAUGAGGUACUGAAGCUGCUUGAGAAGGAUGCUUUCCUGUAAAGUUGGAAUCCAUGAUGGAAUGUGUUCCCAGGUUCUUAAACUAUGUUAAGAGGGAUUCGAGUGUGUAUUAGUUCAAAUGUUUUGGUUGGCAUGAAGGGGCAGUCAUCCCAAUUCGAUGCUUUGUUUAUUUUUUGCUUUAUGAUUGCUAUAUUUGAGGCUUUUUGUAGUUAAUUAUAUAGGCAUUAUAUUCCAUGGGACAUUAUAUUUCGUUUAUAUGUACCUUUUGUUUUUCUA